Gadus macrocephalus (Pacific cod) is the source of this 1183-nucleotide messenger RNA. It is a transcript of the gene klc4, whose product is annotated as kinesin light chain 4. Lineage: Eukaryota; Metazoa; Chordata; Actinopteri; Gadiformes; Gadidae. Gene Ontology annotation, biological process: axo-dendritic transport. The record is from RefSeq and is a predicted model, not a curated record. The transcript has 4 exons. Gene Ontology annotation, molecular function: kinesin binding. The coding region runs from base 428 to 1168 and encodes 246 amino acids. Gene Ontology annotation, cellular component: kinesin complex; membrane-bounded organelle; cytoplasm.
GGGUGUGCGCGCAGCCGCAGUGGAGCCAGCGGACUAGCGAGCUGUCAACCCCUCCGCGGUCUGCGUCUUCACUCUCCUUUCUCACCUGCUUCUAACGGGAUCCUAUUAUUAAGACGGUCCCGCUGGGGGGUUACACUCGACCCGGGACAGACAACAACCUCACUCGGCCUGCUGAGGGACAGCAGCUAGCUAUGUAGCUCGAUGCUAGCCGCGCGUCAGAAGCGACUCCUCCGCGGUUUACCCCGAGAGACGACAUGAUCUCCUGCUGACCAGGUCCAGGUCUCUGAGCGUCCGGGCGCACGGUGUGGUGAUAGUACGGGUCUACGGAAACGACAUAAAGAGUUCGUAUCGUUGUAUUAUACCUGAGGUCAGAGGUCAAGGAACAGACGCGACCGGUUCCGCUGGCGGCGGACGUCCUGGAGAACGGAUGCGAGAGGACAUGUCCACCAUGGUGUGUGUGAAGGAGGACGAGGACCCCUCCGGGGAGGACAGGAUGUGCCAGGAGGAGAUCAUCUCCCGGACGCGGCAGGUGAUCCAGGGCCUGGACGCGCUGAAGCAGGAGCACCACUCCAUCCUGGACGGGGUGCUGGGCACGCUGCGCUGCCUGAAGCAGGAGGAGCAGGCGGUGCUGGUGGAGGAGAAGUCGCUCCUCAUCCGCAAGAGUCUGGACAUGCUGGAGCUGGGGCUGAGCGAGGCGCAGGUGAUGAUGGCCCUGUCCGGCCACCUGAGCUCGGUGGAGUCGGAGAAGCAGAAGCUGCGUGCCCAGGUGCGGCGGCUGGUGCAGGAGAACCAGUGGCUGCGGGACGAGCUGGCCAACACGCAGCAGAAGCUGCAGAAGAGCGAGCAGAGCGUGGCCCAGCUGGAGGAGGAGAAGAAGCACCUGGAGUUCAUGAACCAGCUCAAGAAGUACGACCAGGACCUGUCGCCCUCCGAGGAGAAGGAUGCAGACUCCAGUAAGGAGAGCCUGGAUGAUCUCUUCCCAGAUGAGCAGGACGACCAAAGCCCAGGCAGUAAGUUCUCCUCUUUCAUCUCCUCUCUCCUCUCCUUCUCUUCUCCACUAAGCUCCGGUCUCCUCCUCUCUGUGCCUAUUGUUUCCUCUCCUCUCCUCUCCUCUCCUCUCCUCUCCUCUCCUCUCCUCUCCUCUCCUCUCCUCUCCUCUCCACCCUAGCCCUGGUUCUGAGUC